Coregonus sp. 'balchen' is the source of this 15599-nucleotide messenger RNA. The record is from the annotation of a GenBank genome assembly. Lineage: Eukaryota; Metazoa; Chordata; Actinopteri; Salmoniformes; Salmonidae.
AUGUUCUCCCGAAAGAAAAGGGAAUUGAUCAAAACCCCUUCCAUCUCGAAGAAGAGUCGAGCAGGAAGCCCGGGGCCACAGAGUUCAUCAGUAAGUACUAAGUAGCACAUCAUCUAUGAUUUCCUCCUGUCACUCAGACAUAGUUCCUGCUCAGUUACUGUCUGUCUGCUGCCGAGAAGGGAACUAGGGGACAGAAUGACAGAGGUCAAGUUUCAGUAGGCUAGAUUAGACCUUAAUUAAAUAGACUUCACUAUUAUGGACCAGCAAUGACCGGUUUAGUGCGGUAUUUUAAAGGCUGAAAGAUGAGCAGUUAUAGCUGAUUUAUAUGGACACCAUUAUUAAGUAAUUUAAAGUAGCUUAGACACUACUGAAAUAUUAUUUGGUUGAAUAUUUAAGGUAAUGUAGUAUGCAAAGACUUAAUAAUAGGCAUAUUGAUAAAUGAUAGUUUUUUGCAGAAUGACUCAUUUUGAAAACACUCAUUUGAAAAUGUUUUAGUGGGUUAGUAAGCCAGUACAGGUUGGUCUCUCUUGCAUGAUCAGUCAAGUUUCACAAGUGGCUUCUGCUAAAGAUGCUGGUAAAACAAUAGGGACAUAGACCAUGCUGAAACGUGGUGGCAGAAACAGCUAUAACCCAUACUCCACGGGUCAGAGAAUAAAGAAAGCGGAGGCUAAAGCCAAGAACAAAUUGGAAAUACUACCAAAUAGACCCAAUGUCUGGCUCAAACAGGUAGGUCAAGGACAAACAAUUUAAUCUGUUAUACACCUAGGUUUAAAUAAACUCCAUACAUUUUUCAGAAUGAGUGGUAUUAUUUAUACUUCUCAAACUUCUGUGCUUCAAAUACUAUUUUUCCAUAUUCAUAUUAUUUCAUACAGGAUCCUACACUACAGUUUAAAAUAGAGUACCUAUAAAAGGUGUUACUGAAACAAUGUCAAGCACCUGCUCUAGUAGUCCUGAGGGUGCUUCCCACUGGCAAGGUGUGAAGCUGUUGUCAUUUUCUCUUUCAUAACCACACCAUGCACUUUGAUGUAUACUGUCUUUUAUUUAGCCAUUAUUUCAUGAGCUCUGUAAUUUAAGUGUGCUGUAGUCCAUGGACAAGUUGGGACACUUGAUGGGUUGAUUUCAUUACUUUUCUGUCAUGUCUCAUCAAACCGUAUAAAUUGAUAUUGCUCAAAGUAGCCAGAGUUUCUCUUUUUGGAGAGCUGUUUCAGGGUGUGGCAAGAAGCUGAGUCAGGAAGUGUUACACAUCACAGGAUCUUAUGAAAAUCUCAGUUCGCCAGUUUACCAACAAGUCUGCCAAACCACUGGCCAAAAAUAAGUCGUCAUUGUCCUGACGUUUUGGUAUAAAUCAUCAUGUCACCACAGAUGUCACAUCCUUCUCCCUUUCCUCUCCCCCUUCCUCUCUCUCACCCAGUUGUCCAUUCUCCAGGAGCAGCCUCGUCAUGAUGCUUUCGACACCACCCCUUCCUCCACCUCCUCUUCCUCCACCCUCCUCACUCCUACCCCUGGUGCCCUGCUGGAUUCCUCUGUGUCCUGCCCUUGCACCCCCAAUGCCCAACACAGCAAGCUGGUUGGGGGGGGCUGCCCGUCCCCGGGGGCUACCAUGAAGAGGCCCACCGGCCUCAGCCGUCAUGCCAGCGCUGCAGGCUUCCCUAUCCACUCCUGGGUGUUCACCAAGGCCCAGGGUAAGGGGCCUGUCACCCCCCAGGACAGCCUAGAGAGCACAGCCAUUGAGGUGGAGGACAUCCCCUCUCUGCUGAGGGAUGUGGCCCACUUCGCUGAGGCUGUGGAGAAGCUGAAGGAUGUUGUAUUGGGGGAAGGUGAGUGGAUAUAGGUUCACAUAGGUUUGUGCACUUCUCCUUUGUCUGGCUAAGGUUUCGCUCUGAGAGAGGUAGAGGACACAAAGGCCAUGUUCUCUAAUGCUUAAAGCAUUUUAGAUUGGAAAAGGGGGCAGGGGGGUGCAUUUUCAAAGUACAGUUAACCAACAGCAAUGCUCAGUCUGUGGAGUCUUGAUUUUCAUUUGGCUCCUAUAAGACAGUUAGACAGGCAUACAAGCUUGUAGAUGGGACAACUUAUCUUCAGAGAACUGGAAUAAGAUGCACUACAUGACCAAAAGUAUGUGGACACCUGAACAUCUCAUUCCAAAAUCAUCGACAUUAAUAUGGAGUUGGUCCCCCCCUUUGCUGCUAUAACAGCCUCUACUCUUCUGGGAAGGCUUUCCAUUAGAUGUUGGGACAUUGCUGCGGGGACUUGCUUCCAUUCAGCCACAAAAGCAUUAGUGAGGUUGGGCACUGACGUUGGGCGAUUAGGCCUGGCUCGCAGUUGGCGGUCCAAUUCAUCCCAAAGGUGUUCGAUGUGGUUGAGGUCAGGGCUCUGUGCAGGCCAUUCAAGUUCUUCCACACCGAUCUCGACAAACUAUUUCUGUAUGGACCUUGCUUUGUUCACGGGGGCAUUGUCAUGCUGAAACAGGAAAGGGCCUUCCCCAAACUGUUGCUACAAAGUUGGAAGCACAGAAUCGUCUAGAAUGUAAUUGUAUGCUGUAGCGUUAAGAUUUCCCUUCACUGGAACUAAGGGGCCUAGACCAAACCCUGAAAAACAGCCCCAGACCAUUAUUCCUCCUCCACUAAACUUUACAGUUGGCACUACACAUUGGGGCAUGUAGCGUUCUCCUGGCAUCCGCCAAACACAGAUUCGUCCGUCAGACUGCUAGAUGGUGAAGCGUGAUUCAGCACUCCAGAGAAAACGUUUCCACUGCUCCAGAGUCCAAUGGCGGCAAGCUUUACACCACUCCAGCUGAUGCUUGGCAUUGCGCAUGGUGAUCUUAGGCUUGUGUGUUGCUUCUGGCCAUGGAAACCCAUUUCAUGAAGCUCCUGACGAACAGCUCUUGUGCUGACGUUGCUUCCAGAGGCAGUUUGGAACUCUGUAGUGAGUGUUGCAACCGAGGACAGACGAUUUUUAGGAGCUACGCGUUUCAGCACUCGGCGGUCCCAUUCUGUGAGCUUGUGUGGCCUACCACUUCGCGGCUGAGCCGUUGUUGCUCCUAGACGUUUCCGCUUCACAAUAACAGCACUAACAUUUGAUGGGGCAGCUCUAGCAGGGCAGACAUUUGACGAACAGACUUGUUGGAAAGGUGGCAUCCUAUGACGGUGCCACAUUGAAAGUCACUGAGCUCUUCAGAAAGGCCAUUGUACUGACAAUGUUUGUCCAUGGAGAUUGCAUGGCUGUGUGCUCGAUUUUAUACAAGUGCGGCUCAAAUAGCCGAAUCCACUCAUUUGAAGGGGUGUCCACAUACUUGUGUGUGUAUAUAUAGUGUAUUUCAGUGUGCACAUGAUUGAUAUGCCUUUGUCAUUGGGCGUGCUUUAUGUUGCAUCGUGACCAUCUGCUAUUGUUUCUUAUUGUCUCUGUGUGGAUGUCUGAAUUCUCCACUACUCUCUUCAAGAUGCGCCACACGUUAGCAUGCACUCAGAACAAUCCUCCCCUCCUGCUCACCACGUGUUGCAUGUGGGAGGGGCGAGGGGAAUGGCGGGGCUAGCUUUGCACAACCCAGAGCUCUUUCUCUCUCUCUUUUUUUUUUCUCUCUCUCUCUCUCUCUCUCUCUCACACACACACACUCAGCGUAACAGCAGCGACUGCACUGCAGUUUCUGACAUGUUGACUCCACUGUCUGCACUCAAGCAAAAUAGCUGGAGAAAAGGUUUUUCCAGCUACAACGACUUCAGAGAGUUGGGCCCAAAAACCAUUAUAGUUACCGUAGAGAAAGGGUUUUUCCAUUCUCAGGAGACAGGCUGAAAAUGUGUCCUAUUUUAUUGAUGCAAUAAGAUACAAGAAGUGCAACAUAAGCGACUGAACAAUUUUCAACUUCAACGACUUGAGAGCAACAAAAAUGGUCUCACUUUGGAACAUGGGUUUUUUGCUCUCAAAGCCAAGGAAGGUUUAGGGUGUCUCCACCUUAUCUUAUUGUAAACCCACCUACCCUGUGACUGUUGUAGGAAUAUAAACAGGAAGCUAUGAUGGAUGGCAUUUGACAGAGAGACCUCGUUCAGACUUCCUCCUCACACAGUCCACUGCUUCAGUCUGACCUCUGACACCGGCAAUACUACAGUACUGUUUCCAGCCUAGCCUUGUGAUGGUCUGAGGUUAAUCUCCCCGUCUGAAACUAUCACAUGAUAUCGGAAAUUACAGGAUCCCUCAGGUUCCUAACUUCUCUCCGAGUUCAGUUCUGACAAAACACAGAGACUAAACAUCAGUAUUUCAGUUGACUCUUGCAUUUGAAGUGUUUAGCAAAUAUUUCAUUUACUACCAAAAUAUACAGUGCCUUCAGAUUAAAAUAAAUAAAUAUAUAUGUAUAUUCACACCCCUUGACUUUCUCCUCAUUUUGUUGUGUUACAGCCAGAUUUUAAAAUGGAUUUUGUGACACUGAUCUACACACAAAGCGGAAUUAUGUUUUUAGAAAUGUUUACAAAUUAAUAAAAAAUGAAAAGCUGAAAUGUCUUGAGUCAUUAAGUACUCAACCUCUUUGUUAUGGCGAGCCUAAAAACGUUCAGGAGUAAAAAUGUGCUUAGCAAAUCACGUAAUAAGUUGCAUGGACUCUGUGUGCAAUAAUAGGGUUUAACAUGAUUUUUGAAUGACUACCAUCAUCUUUGUACCGCACACAUACAAUUAUCUGUAAGGUUCCUAAGUCGAGCAGUGAAUUUCAAGCACAGAUUCAGGGUUUGGGCUAGGCCCCUUAGUUCCAGUGAAGGGAAAUCUUAACACUACAGCAUACAAUGACCUUCUAGAUGAUUCUGUGCUUCCAACUUUGUGGCAACAGUUUGGGGAAGGCACAAAGCGAGGUCCAUACAGAAAUGGUUUGUCGAGAUUGUUGUGGAAGAACUUGACUGGCCUGCACAGAGCCCUGACCUCAACCCCAUCGAACACCUUUGGGAUGAAUUGGAACGCCGACUGCGAGCCAGGCCUAAUCGCCCAACAUCAGUGCCCGACCUCACUAAUGCUCUUGUGGCUGAAUGGAAGCAAGUCCCCACAGCAAUGUUCCAACAUCUAGUGGAAAGCCUUCCCAGAAGAGUGGAGGCUGUUAUAGCAGCAAAGGAGGGACUCCAUAUUAAUGCCCUUGAUUUUGGAAUGAGAUGUUCGACAAGCAGGUGUCCACAUACUUUUGGGCAUUUUAGUGUAGGUGUUAUAUUGUCCAUUAAAUAAAAUGUUUCUUCUACUUUGACACUACAGAGUAUUUUGUGUAGAUCGUUGCAAAAAAUGACAUCAAUUUUAAUCCCACUUUUAUAACUCAACAAAAUGUGGAAAAAGUCCAAGGGGUGUGAAUACUUUCUGAAGGCACUGUAUUUGAUAUGAGAUUACCCAGGAACUAAAUCUACAUAUGUCUUCACCCCCAGUCACAUAAUGUUACAACAGGAUGUUAAUUUAGCUAGUACAGUAAGCGUAUUGGUGCCAUCACCAUCCUCCUUGUGACCUACCCUCAAUCCCACCCGCUCUGGCCUCCUGGCUCCAUUCAAUGGGCCAGCCACUGAUGGACAGACAUGGAGAUGGAGGGGAAAGAGGUCGGUCUGUGAGAGGGAGACGAGAGGAAGUGGGCCGCAGGUGUGUCACUGCUGACAUCAAAGCAGAUCUGACUGUCCCUGCUACCCAUCUGUCUUUAAGCUGUCCGUGUUACUAUUCAUGAUGUCCAGACAUUGGUCAUUAAUCACUCCCUCUCAAUCUCUGAUAACCUCUAAUACUGUGACCAACCUUAAGAGUCAGUCUGUAAAGAAAAUCCCCAUGUUAUAUGGAUUCCAUGUUGUGAUGGUGAGCCCCGUCACAGACCUCAGACAGCCUUAUCUCCCUGACAUCAACCCUAUCACUUCGGGUUGUAACUAGUGCUCGAUAGAUAUACAAACAGGUAGGUUAGGCUCAAUCCUCUCUGUGUGUGGCUGUCGACAGGUGAAUGGCAUAGGAUCCAUGUCUCUCCUGUCUGUGUCUCUGACUGUCCUCUGUCUGUCUGUAGACAAGCAGGAGAACCGUCGCCCUCUGGCCCAUGAGUGCCUGGGGGAGGUCCUGAGGGUCCUACGACAGGUCAUCAGCACCUACCCCCUCCUCAACACCGUGGAGACUCUCACUGCUACAGGCAAACUCAUAUCUAAGGUCAAAGGUGAGACUUCUGGCUGGACCAGACAGUGGUCUACUACCUAGGGUCAAAAGGUCAAUCUUUUUAGCACAAAAUAAGUCAAUGAGUUUUAAAAUUGCCGAGAUGGGCUAGAAUGAACACAUUCAUUAUUUUGAUUGCAGGAUUUCACUUUGAGACGUGUAAUGACACAGAAAAGAAGGACUUUGAGAAGGCCAUUGAGACCAUUGCAGUUGCUUUUAGUAGCAAGUAAGUAUAUGGUACACCCGUUUCUCUGUAUAUAUUGCCAUGCACUAGUAACAAUAUUCAUGGUUCCUAAAAUAAGCCAUAGGUGUUUCUCUGUAUGCCACAAUUAUUUUACUGUUUACCACUUGAGAUGCAACAACACUAUUCUCUGGUACAGAGUAAUGGGACAUGACCACAUGUGGUGUCCUCAGUGGUCAGGUCAGUGGGGGUAUGUGUGAUGAUGACUGUAGAAGUUCAGUGUGUGUGAGAGUGAAGUGGAGCUUAGAGAGAAACGCAGUGACACAUUUGCAUGGGGCUCAGUAGAAAACAGGAAAUGUAGUCGUGGUUUUCUUCUCUUCCGUAACCAAGGACACGAAACCAAAUCGCAGCCAUUUGGCUUCUGUUGUCUCAACAGAUUAUUAUUUACAGACCAGGAAUAGGUGCUUCUAUUCUCAUAUCACUCUCAAAAUCAAAAAUGCUACAUUUACAGCUAAAACGUGCUGUGAUGUGUACAGUAUAUUGCACAUAGGUCUAUAAGUUGUGAGGUCAGGACAGGUGCAUCAAAUCUGGGACCGAGAGACUGAAAAACAGCUUCUUUCUCAAGGCCAUCAGACUGUUAAACAGCCAUCACUAAGACAUUAGAGGCUGCUGCCUAUAGACAUAGACUACAAAUCACUGGCAACUUUAAGAAAUGGAACACUAGCCACUUUAAUAAUGUUUACAUAUCUUGCAUUACUCAUCUCAUAUGUAUUUACUGUAUUUUAUACAAUUCUACGGUAUCUUAGUCCAUGCCGCUCUGACAUCGCUCAUCCAUAAAUGUAUAUAUUCUUAAUUCAUUCCUUACUUAGAUUUGUGUGUAUUACUUGUUAGAUAUUACUGCACUGUCGGAGCUAGAAGCACAAGCAUUUAGCUACAUUCGCAAUAACAUCUGCUAAACACGUGUAGGUGACCAAUUAAAAUUUGAUUUGAUUUACAAAAUAGUGUUUGUUCACACCCUGGCCCUCUACAGUACAACAAAUAGCAGCAACAGGGCAAAGAAUACACAAAAAGGAAGUUAAAUGGUGGUGCGAUUGCACAGAGCCUGGAGCCUGGCAUGAACGGUUUCCUGAUGCUCUCCUUUCCUUGUUUCCUUUCCAUGACCAUCGGCGGGUGAAAGAACCAGAAAUGUACCCUCCACAUUUGAUCUCCAAUUUGUCCCUCAUAUUAGUACUUUCUGUCUCUGUGUAAUGGUCUCUCUGCCUCUGUCCUCCUCAGUGUGUCAGAGCUGCUGAUGGGGGAGGUGGACAGCAGUACCCUACUGUCCCUGCUGCCAACACAGAAGAGCAGGGUGAGUGGGAGUUAAUGUGGCUUUCUUGGUGUGUGUGUGUGACAGUCUCAGAACGGAUGUUUGUGUGGCACGGGGGCAGCAAGGCCAGCUUCCUGCCAGUGACAGUGUCUUUAUCUCUGCCUUUUCUUCACUGUCUCCUGUUAUGGCCACACACACAAAAACACAGGCCGCCUCUAACACUCCAGAUAACACAGCUCCUUCCACCUCAUUCAUCAAUGCAGCUCCCACACUGAAUUCAUCAGGCCUGCACACACACUGGGCUUAUUAUUGCCCACAGUCUAUGUGCCAAAUGCUAUAUACUUCCAUUUACAGUGGAACAGCCAUCAUUCAAUUGCACAUCCCCAUCCAUGAGAUACCAUUUGGCAUCGCUCUAUUGCAUCAUUGUUUCUAUUGGCUCUGGUAAAGUGUCCUGCCAAAUGAUUUUGUGUAGUGCCAGAAAUGUUUUCUAUGUAGUUGGCCAUUUGCAAUGGCAUGAACUGGUCAUUUAGUGUGUAAUGUUAAUAUCCCCCAGAAUCAGUAUUCAUGAGUGGUCUAAACUGUCUCCCUCUCUCUGUAUGUCCAGUCUAUGGAGGACCUGUACGGGGCGUCAGGUCAGGGGCCAGAGGGAGCUCAGAUGAGGGGUGACCUUCAGGACUUUGGCCGGGCUGAGGAGGUGGACAUCAUGCUGCAGCGUAGUGAAGGGGGAGUGGACUCUGCUUUGGCAUACGCAAAGACCAUCUCUAAAUACAUGAAGGACCUGAUGAGCUACGUGGAGAAGAAGAUCUUACUGGGUGGGCACACAGACACCGCAGACAGUCCCCACAGAUAAUAGUGGACAUUUAGGUUGAUUCUUAUACCUUUCAUUUAAACAUAUUAAGUUGAUUCACCCAUAUCUUCCCCCAUCCAGAGGUGGAGUUUGCCAAGGGCUUACAAAGACUGUACCAGUCCAGCAAGCACAGCAUCACACAUGUAAGCCUUGUGGUUUUGUCUUUUAUAAUAGAAGGAAAGGAAAACCUAAUUCACUCUCGUCAAAAUGAUUCCAUCCAUUUCAAGAGGCUCCUGUAACGACAAUGAUCUUGUCCCUCUCACCACACCCUCUACCUAUCUCUCAGCCCCACAUGCCAUUCUACUCCAUCUACUCUCUGGCUCUGGAGCAGGACUUGGAGCAGAGCAGUGGCGUGCAGCAGGCCACCUCCACACUGCACAGCCAGACCUUCCUACAGCCUCUGAUGCAGCGUAAACACGAGCAUGAGAAGAAACGCAAGGAGGUCAAGGAACAGUGGCACCGAGCCAAGAGGAAACUGGUCCGUUCCUUGCUAGUGCUAUUUAUGUAAUAUGUUGUCUCUCCUAUUUUGAUUAUUUGUCUCAUAUUGCCAUGAUGUUUACAGGAAUUAAUUCUGUACUAUUGAUACUUAACAUUAUUUGACAAUACGUCCACAAAAAGUAUUUUUAAGAAUACCCUUAUCUUUGUUUUUUCUCUCGAGCUUUCCCAAUUUGUGUAACUGAAGACUGAUUCUGUGUGUACCUGUGUGUUUGUGAUCCAGCUGGAAUGUGAGUCAAACCUGCGCAAGGCCAAGCAUGCCUACCUGGCUCGCUGUGAGGAGCACGACAAGGCAGCCGCUAGCAGAGCAGCAGAGGGGGAGGGAGGAGGCUCCACCACCAAGUCUCUGGGCAAGAAGUUACGAGUGGAAGAAGAGGCUCGCAACAAGGUCUCCAUCACCAUAUAUAAUGUAUUCUCUCCUCUCUUCUACUCAUCUCGCCUCUCUCCUCUCCAUAUCUCGCAUCUUCUCUCCCUCUCCAGUGAAAUCUCCUAAAAAGCUAUCUAGUGUCCUGUCUCUGACUGCAAGUCAUUGUCAAAGCCUAUGGCCAUUUUUCAAUGAGUAUGUAUGCCAUUAGCCUGGCUGAGAAUUGACCAGCGUGUGUGUGUGUUCAGGCUGAGGAGGCAGAGGCCACUUACAGGACAUGUGUAGCAGACGCCACCACCCAGCAGCAGGAGCUGGAACACGUGAAGGUCAACGUGCUCCGACUUCUGCAGGAGGUCAUCAGACAGAGUGACCAGACCCUGCGCUCGGUCAGUAUACUACCACGCACACACACGUAUAGACCCUGGACUGAAAUUAUUGAUCAAUGCAACCAAAGACUGCCAUAUACACUGCUCAUACAGUCCCCACCACAACACACACACACAGACAGACCAUCAGUCCCCUCCACAACACACAUACACUCAGACCUAUUGUUUUCUCGGAAAGUCUUUGCCUCCACCUCUCUCUCUCACACACACACACACACCUGACUUCCGUUCUAUUCCUCUCCUUCCCUCCAGGCUACCAUCUCGUACUACCAGAUAAUGCACAUGCAGACAGUGGCGUUGCCGGUCCACUACCAGACUCUGUGUGAGAGCAGUAAGCUGUAUGACCCAGGACAGCAGUACGCUGCCCACGUCCGAGACCUGCAGCUCUCUAAGGAACCAGAGGUCACCUACCAGUUUGAGCCAUACACCGCCACUGCAGCCUCCACACUGUGAGUCACCACUUGCCUCAAAGCAUUAUAAAAAGCAUUUGAUUUGUUAGGUGCCUAUAGAUGGGUUAGCUGACAACGUCACGAAAACGACGUGCACGCUUCAAUGGGGGCAGAAGUCUGUGUGUUGUUAUUCUGAAUGGUCAGAUAGCUAGCAAAAAUCACAAGAAGCUGCCAUGUGGGGAAUCGUAGGUGGCUUGUUUCAGCUAGUUCCAUCUUGUUCUUGAUACCAUGUCUUGUUUUGACUGAUGUCACUUCUAUUCUAAUAUGGCAAAAAUUCACUAGAUAGCUAACCAACAACGAUGUAUUCGAGAGACAACAAGUGCUCAUUGUGCAAAUGUAUUUGUUUUCAAUAAACAUUGGAGACGACAUAUAGUUAACAUGUUGUCAACAAUCUAAGGCAACCCUGUCUGUUUUGCCCAAUAGUUGCACCCAGAUGAAAGUCACAGUAAUAAAUAAUAUAUGUUAAUUCAGGCAGCCAGCUCGAUCCCGUAACGACAGCUUCAACACAGACCAGCAGAGCAGCUCUGAGGGUCAACCCAGCACUGGAGAGACCAUGACUGGCGAGGACCGCAGUGCUGAAAAUGCCAGAAAGAGUGUGUAAUUUUUUAUGAUAUUUAUUCGGUUCUUACUCGCUUGUGCCAUCUCACCAUGCAAGACAUUAAAUCAAUGCUCUAGGUUUACAGCGCAAGACAAAAUGGUGUUAUUCAGAGGGUGAAUGGGCAAGACAAAAGAUUUAAGUACCUUUGAACAGGGUGUGUUAGUAGGUGCCUGGCGCACCGGUUUGAGUCAAGAACUGCAACGCUGCUGGGUUUUUCACGCUCAACAGUUUCCCAUGUGUAUCAAGAAUGGUCCAUCAUCCAAAGGACAUCCAGCCAUCUUGACACAACUGUGGGAAGCAUUGGAGUCAACAUGGGCCAGCAUCCCUGUGGAACUCUUUCGACACCAUGUAGAGUCCAUGCUCCAACGAAUUGAGGCUGUUCUGACAAGAAAAAAGGGGAGGGGGGUGCAACUCAAUAUUAGGAAGGUGUCCUUAAUGUUUUGUAUGUUUGUGCUGUCCAUGAUAAUCUUGUGUACCCUUUCCCAGGACAAGGCCACAAAUCGUGGGGUUCUACAGUGAGUGAUGCAGACAGUGUAGGAGGGGAAGUUGGCCUGGAAUAUCCUACCACCAGUACAGGUAAGGCAUGCACUCUAUCUCUCUAUCCCUCUAUAUGGCCAACUCAUGCAGUACUGUAGCUGUGUAUGUUAUAGUUUGGUAUGUUUUAGGUGACAUCAGUAAAAUGGCACGCACCUCCUCCACUGGGACCAUGUCGUCCAAUGAAGAUCCGGAUGAGAAGGACGGGAACGUGGCCUCCUUCCAAGCACCAAGUGAGACUUAAGAUCCACCUCCUCUCUGUUUGCCAACCAGUCAAUAAUUAAUACAUUGAUUAAUUGAUAAAUGCAUUAAUCUUCUCUGCAGACAUAAAUGGCAUGGAGCCAGAGAUGGCGGUUCCAACCGGACCUUUCCGGAACAUUGGGCUCUCCAAAGCCGCCCAGACCCACCGGCUGCGUAAACUCCGCACCCCGUCGAAGUGUCGGGAGUGCGACAGCUACGUGUACUUCCAGGGAGCAGAGUGUGAGGAGGUGAGAGAAAAUGCUGUCUCCUUCGCCACCUUUUACGCUGCGAAAGCAAUAGAAUGGGCUGGUAGAUCAGCUGCAUACUUCAGUUUUUCUGUGUGAAUGAUCUCUUAAGUCUUUCAUUGGUUAUCACCCUGACCUCUAACCCCUUGACCUCUACACCAGUGUUUCCUGGCAUGUCAUAAGCGGUGUUUGGAGACGUUGGCCAUCCAGUGUGGCCAUAAAAAGCUGCAGGGUAAACUCCAGCUGUUCGGCCGAGACUUCUCCCAGGUGUCCAGCGGCAGCUCCGACGGCAUCCCCUUCAUCAUCACUAAGUGCAUCUCCGAGAUAGAGAGACGAGCCCUGAAGAUGAAGGUGAGGGAAUGGGGGAUGAAGGAAAGAAGUGUGGAGGGUCUGUUGCUUGAAAUGAGCAUAAUGGUUGGUUGUAUGAAUGCAUUAUUUUCUUUCUCCCUCUCUGUCCUUCUCUCUUUAACAUUUUCUCUCUCUUCCCAUUUGUCUCCAUCACUCUCUCUGCAGGGUAUCUACAGAGUAAAUGGGGUGAAGACUCGUGUGGAGAAGCUGUGUCAAGCCUUUGAGAACGGCAAGGAACUAGUGGAGCUCUCACAGUGUUCCCCCCACGACAUCAGCAACGUCCUCAAGCUCUACCUCCGACAGGUACACACCUUGUCUGUUUCAGCCUUCAUAUUUAAUUGCACUUAUGCUUGGAUAAGAUGGCUACAAACAAAGAUAAAAAAUCUCCCUCUCUCCUCCCCAGCUUCCGGAGCCCAUCAUGUUGUUUAGUCUGUACAACAGCCUGAUGGGGCUGGCCAAGGAGAGCCUGCAGAAUGAGGCCGGGACAGGGAAGGGGCCAGAGCUGGUGGACCUGGGGCCAGCCACUGACCCAGCAGUCCUGGCCGUGGUGGAUAGACUCCGAGAGCUGCUGAGAGAACUGCCCAAGGCUAACAUAGCCACGCUGCGCUACAUCGUACGCCACCUGCGCAGGUGAGCUAGAACAUUGCAUCAAACAUUGCUAAAUAAGAAUUCAUUUUUCCUGACUGACUAUCACCAAACAGUAUAUCUAUAGAUGGGUUAGCUGACAACGUCACGAAAACGAUGCAUGCCCUUCAAUGGGGUAGAACGCUGUGCGUUGUUAUGGUUCUGGAUGGCCAGAUAGCUAGCAACAAUGACAAGAAGCUGCCAUGUGGGGAAUCGCAGGUGGCUCGUUUCAGCUAGUUUUAUCUUGUUCUUGAUACCAUGUCUUGUUUUGAGGUGUUUUGACUGAUGUCAUUUCUAUGCUAAUAUGGCUCAAAUUCGCUAGGUAACCAACAACUGUAAUAAUAUGCCAUUUAGCAGACGCUUUUAUCCAAAGCGACUUACAGUCAUGUGUGCAUACAUCUUUACAUAUGGGUGGUCCCGAGGAUCGAACCCUCUACCCUGGCGUUACAAGCGCCAUGCUUUACCAAUUGAGCUACAGAGGACCACUAAUGUAUUGUAACUAAGAGUGUCUGCUAAAUGACGUAAAUGUAAUGUAUUUGAGACAACAAAUGCUCAUUGUUAAAAUGUAUGUUUUCAAUAAACAUUGUUGACGUUUAAACUAUAUUUCGUCUCCAAACUAAGCCAACCCUGUCUGUUUUGCCCCAUGGUUGCGCAGGGGUCAUUUUUGACUAUGGAGUCUAAGUUCAGCAAAACCGGUUUUCACAUAUCAUCAACUUCGUGAUUCACCAUUGUGACCAUGUAUUAUGGAUGUGACAAAUGGAGAGAGAAAGUUACUUUUAAACAGCAAAUUAUUCUUGUUUUCGUUAAAACACUCUAUACUCCUCUGUAAGCUGGUCAUCUCUGUAUAUCCGUCGCAAGACCCACUGGUUGAUGUUUAUUUAUAAAACCCUCUUAGGCCUCACUCCCCCCUAUCUGAGAUACCUACUGCAGCCCUCAUCCUCCACAUACAACACCCGUUCUGCCAGUCACAUUCUGUUAAUGGUCCCCAAAGCACACACAUCCCUGGGCCGCUCCUUUUUUCAGUUCGCUGCAGCUAGCGACAGGAACGAGCUGCAAAAAAACACUCAAACUGGACAGUUUUAUCUCCAUCUCUUCAAAGACUCAAUCAUGGACACUAUUAUUGACAGUUGUGGCUGCUUCGCAUGAUUUAUUGUUAUCUCUACCUUAUUGCCCUUUGUGCUGUUGUCUGUGCCCAAUAAUGUUUGUACCAUGUCUUGGCCUGCUACCAUGUUGUUUUCAUGUUGGGUUGCUGCCAUGCUAUGUUGUCUUAGGUCUCUCUCCUGUUGUGAUGUGUGUUUGGUCCUAUAUAUAUUUGUUUUAAUCCCAGCCCCCGUCCCCGCAGGAGGCCUUUUGCCUUUUGGUAGGCCGUCAUUGUGAAUAAGAAUUUGUUCUUAACUGACUUGCCUAGUUAAAAAAAUUCACAAUGCAGCUGCGGUAUUGGUCUCACCACUGUGCGUCCCUUUCAGAUGGUUAAGCGUUGCAAAGUUUGCAUUUCCUUCUCAUUUAACUUCUAAAAGUAUUGCCAUACAGGGCUUGGCUGCUGUCCCUUGCCUUUCUCUGCCAUUUUUCCAACUGUUAACGACGAUGACGUAGUGGUGUACGCGCUUCAACGAUCUUAGUAGUUGCAGAAAUUGACCCACUAUGCUGUUUACGUUCUGCAUCUUUUUUCAGUUAGGGAUUUUUCUUAACGUAAAGGAUUUUAACGUUCAAAAGUUCGCACCCCUACCAUGUUUUAACCUCUCCCUGUCAUAUUAUCCAUGUUGUCCCUGUCCCCGCUCUGUCCUCAGGAUUGCAGAAUUAGAACAGGACAAUAAGAUGAGUCCCAGUAACCUGGGCAUCGUGUUUGGCCCCUCUCUGAUGCGGCCCCGGCCCACUGGGGCCACAGUGUCCCUGUCCUCUCUAGUGGACUACCCCCACCAGGCCCGCAUCAUAGAGACUCUCAUAGUCUUCUACACAGCCAUCUUCCAGUCCUCCAGCAGCAGCAGUUGCCCAUUCUCCACCCAACAGGUGUGUGUGUGUGUGCCUGUCUUCGUGUCUGUUUUCUUCCCAUAGGGGAUGCGUGUACAUACUUUUUUUUAGACCCGCAAAAUUAGAUGUUAAAGAAUAUUUCAAACAUACAGGAAGAAUGUGAAUGCUUUCAGUUCACCUACCCACAAUAGCUCAACUAAUACCAGAGUUGUGAAUGGUUUGAACUCAAGUUCCCUAUUUUAACUAAUGUUUUGUGUCUCCCUGUUGGUGUAGACUGUCAGUGUGGGUAUAGAUGAGAACAGCAGUCAUGCGGUAGCUGAUGGAGAGGAACAGGAAGCCAAUGAGGAACAGAGCAGAACAGACUCUGACAAGAUGGAGGGCUGUGGUAAAAGAUGUUUAGAUGGACUUGUGAAUAACCUUUGCCUUUUGAUUUUAGUACAUCUUUAUAACUUCUAUUCAUCCAGGUGAGUUUGACCAGUGUCACUUCAUUACAUCCCUUCACUUUUUCUCUAUGCAGGCAGUUCUCCAGGCUCCCUGGGUUCCAGUGAGCAGAUGGUGGACUCUGACUCAGAGCUGAAUGAGACUGGGAGGGGGUCCACACACUGUCCCCACAGCCUGGUCGAACAGGAGAGCGAGGUCAGCACAAAGGAUGACCAACUGAGCUGCAAGGAUAGUCUGAAACUCUCCAGCCAGUCUCUACCUCAGACCGAUCCAGACCAGGAGAGUCCUGGUCCCGAUGCCUCGGACCAUGAACCCCCAGACAGUGAGCUCCCGGACCUGAGCGUCUCCCUGGCUGAGCUCAAUGUAAAUCAGUCCAACAACCAUGCUCUAGGCCUGUGUGGGGCGAAGCGCAGUCUACCGCCCAGGGAGCCAGAGUUUGUGUAA